This is a messenger RNA of Drosophila pseudoobscura, 5280 nucleotides long. It is a transcript of the gene siz, whose product is annotated as Brefeldin-resistant Arf-GEF family protein schizo. Gene Ontology annotation, molecular function: protein binding; guanyl-nucleotide exchange factor activity. The transcript is spliced from 7 exons. The coding region runs from base 560 to 4585 and encodes 1341 amino acids. The record is from RefSeq and is a predicted model, not a curated record. Gene Ontology annotation, biological process: regulation of ARF protein signal transduction; actin cytoskeleton organization. Lineage: Eukaryota; Metazoa; Arthropoda; Insecta; Diptera; Drosophilidae.
UUCAGACCCCGACCGACGGCGUCGCCAUUCUCUCUCAAAGCUCCGUCGAGGUAGCACACAGGUUGCUCGCGCGCGCUGUACUUCGUCUCUUUCGAACAGUUUUCGUAGUCGGCCGUCAGCCGUUCGUGUGCGUUCGUGUUGAUCGUUUCUACGUACGCCCCCGCCGCAUAAGAAUGUAGCCCCAUAGUCGCGCCAGAACGACGGAAUUCCAAAACCAACAAAAACCAAAGAUAAAAUGACAAAGAACGAGGCGAGUCGGCGGCUCAAACGAGAGAAACGCUCGCAAAAAGCGGACUGAAAAACGAACCCGAAUCCCAUAAAAAAAAUUGAUAACCGCGCAUAAAAGAUCUCUCGAUAACAAGAAAUCAAUUUGCAAAAAAAAAAACCAAACAAACGAAUAAACAAACGAAAGUUAGCGAAAAGCUGAACAAAAAAAACACUAGAAAAGCGAAUGCUGCCAAUGCGUUGAAGGCGAAAGUGUCGCGUAUUCCCGAAUCCGAAUCCGGACAUCCUCCUCCCCCCCAUCGAACAUCGAGUCCGAGGAAUCUACGCGGCAGCAAUGUCGUCAAAAUGUGAACACCACCACAAAUCACGGCGCCAGCAGCUCCCAGUGCCGGCACCAUCCCCCAGUCACAGCCACAGCCACUCCCAUUCCCACUCGCACUCCCAUUCCGACCUCAGUGGAGAGUCCUUCCUGCAGUACUGCACGGACGGGGACAAGAAGCCGCCGCCCAUUGUGGUGGUGGUGGGGGAUGGCCGGAGUCGAGUGCGGCGCGUGGUGCGCACUGCCACACGGCACGUGACGGUGGUCAGUCUUUCCACCCGGCACAAGGAGACGCAGACACACACCUCGCACCAUGUGACGGCGGUCAGCUUUCCCCAAAAGAGCAUCGAACGCAGCGGCUCCACACAGUACGAUCUGGCUGGGGCGCCGCCGGCCGGCUCCAGCACAGCCUCCACCACCGACAGCGGCAGCGUUGGGGGCUAUGUCUACCUGCAGAACCACUAUGCGCCCGGCGCCCACAACGCCGCCGCCGCCAUCAACUACCCCACGCAGCAGCACCAUCCCCAGAUGAUCUACCAGCUCCAGCAGUACCCCACGUGCCAUAAGCAUCAGCAGCAGCUCCAGCAGCAGCAGCAACAGCAGCAGCACCUGCACCAGGCCGCUGCGGGACACUACAUGCAGGUGACCUCGGCGACAGCGGGAGGAUCUUCGGCCUACCACCAGCACCACCACAUGCUCCACGGGGGACAGCACGGACAGCACCAUGCACACCAUCACGGCCACGGCGGAGCGGUGGUCAUUGCCGGCAGCGGCGUGGGCACUGGCAUGGGAGCCGGCAGCGUGAUCAUGCAACACCAGCAGCUGCAACAGAUGCAGCAGCACCAGCAGCAGCAGCAGCAGCACCAGCACCAGGGAAUGCACAAGAAGAACUCGAUCCGCAAUGGCGGAGAUGUCCUCAAGCGCGGACGGGCACAGUCAGCCUACGAACUCUCACAAGAUCUGCUGGAGAAGCAGAUCGAGCUGCUGGAGCGAAAGUACGGCGGAGUGCGGGCCCGCAACGCGGCGGUGACCAUCCAGCGGGCCUUCCGCCACUACAUGAUGGUGAAGAAGUUUGCCUCCAUCACGGCCAUGGCCAAGGCCGAGAAGCGGCUCAGCCGCCGCAUGGUGGUGACGGCCUCCAGCCUCGGGCUGGCCGAGGAGAACGCCUCCUCGUCGGCCUAUGGCAGUGCCACAGAAUCUCAAUUGGAUCAGCAGCAGCAGCAGCAACAACAGCAACAGAUGCAGCAACAGCAACAGCCACGCGUCACCAUUAUGGCGGGUCCUGCUGGAGCAGCCUCCCCGGGACUCUCGAGGACACCGCCCACGCGCUCUCUGUCGAUGCGGGAGCGACGACAGCUGGACUGCAGUCCCAUACCACGUAGUCAAUCGGGCGCCUCUCCCGUUUCGAUUUCGGGAUCCACAGCCACCGCUGGCGGAAUGGCCUCCCAUCCGCAUGUGAAUCUGCUGCACGCGGCCGAGCCGCAUUACUACAAUGCCCAGGGAGCCGUCUACUACACCAGCUACCACGGCUCCCCGCACGACCUGAGCUACGCCAGCUCCGCGGACGUCUCGCUGAACGCCUCGUGGGUGAACGCCAGCGGGCACAGCCCCCACACGCCCUACUACUCGGCGGCACAGAUCUACAUGCGCCCCAAGGGCGGCAGCACCACGCCCACUCCCAGCUGCAGCGGCAGCACGGGCAGCGGCAGCGGCAGUGGCAGCGGCAGCUGCAAGAAGGUGCCGCCGGAGGUGCCCAAGCGCACCUCUUCGAUCACGGCACAGCAGCAGAGCCAGCUGCUGCUGCUGCAGCGCCAGACACCGCCGCCCCCGUCGCUGCUGCGGACCAACGGGCUCUGCAAGACGGCGGAGAACGGCAGCCUGACCUCCGUCCAGAGUUCCGGCUCGGACUCGAGCGUCACCUCGGCGGAGCGGAACAUGAACAGCGACCUCGGAUCGGACCGCAGCAACUCCCCCCACACGUGGAAGCGUGGCACGGCCCUGAACAGCUCCCAGCAGUUCUCCACGCACUCGGCCGACUCGGUAUCGGUCUCGGUGCCCGGCGGAGGUGGAAGUGGAGCCGUUGUGGUCUCCGGAGCAGCCAUAGCUUCUGCUGGGCCCGGAGCGUAUGCCGCACAGAUGCAGGCGGCCGUGGCAGCGGCCACAGCGGCGGGCGGAGUACCGCCGACGGACGAUCAUGCCGUCUCGUCGCACACAAGCGCCGCGCAGUACGAGCAGCACGAACAGCAGCAGCACGAGCAGCAGCAGCUGCAGGCAGCGGCCUCCGCCGCGGGCGUGGCCCAGAACUACAAGAUGUCGGAGACCAUACGCAAGCGGCAGUACCGCGUGGGCCUCAAUCUGUUCAACAAGAAGCCGGAGAAGGGCAUCACCUAUCUCAUCCGCAGGGGCUUCCUCGAGAACACGCCACAGGGCGUGGCUCGUUUCCUGAUCACGCGCAAGGGCCUCUCCCGCCAGAUGAUCGGCGAGUAUCUGGGCAAUCUGCAGAAUCAGUUCAACAUGGCCGUGCUCAGCUGCUUCGCCAUGGAGCUGGACCUGUCCGGCCGCCAGGUGGACGUGGCCCUGCGCAAGUUCCAGGCCUACUUCCGGAUGCCCGGGGAGGCGCAGAAGAUUGAGCGGCUGAUGGAGAUCUUCUCGCAGCGCUACUGCGAGUGCAAUGCGGACAUUGUGGGGCGCCUAAGAUCAUCCGAUACGAUCUUUGUGCUGGCAUUUGCCAUCAUUAUGCUCAAUACGGAUCUGCACACGCCCAAUCUGAAGCCGGAAAGGCGCAUGCGCGUCGAGGACUUCAUCAAGAAUCUGCGAGGCAUCGACGAUUGCCAUGACAUUGACAAGGACAUGCUGAGCGGCAUCUAUGAGCGCGUCAAGUCGGACGAGUUCAAGCCGGGCAGCGACCACGUCACCCAGGUGAUGAAGGUGCAGGCCACCAUUGUCGGCAAGAAGCCGAAUCUGGCGCUGCCCCACCGGCGGCUGGUCUGCUAUUGCCGCCUGUACGAGAUACCCGACGUGAACAAGAAGGAGCGGCCGGGCGUCCACCAGCGCGAGGUGUUCCUCUUCAACGACCUGCUGGUCAUCACCAAGAUCUUCAGCAAGAAGAAGACCUCCGUGACGUACACGUUCCGGAACAGCUUCCCGCUCUGCGGCACGGUGGUGACCCUGCUGGACAUGCCCAACUAUCCGUUCUGCAUCCAGCUGUCGCAGAAGGUCGACGGUAAGAUCCUGAUCACCUUCAAUGCCCGCAACGAGCACGACCGCUGCAAGUUUGCCGAGGAUCUCAAGGAGUCCAUCAGCGAGAUGGACGAAAUGGAAUCGCUGCGCAUCGAGGCAGAGCUGGAGCGCCAGAAGUCGGCGCGCAACCGGGCCCCGGGGAACGCAGAGAACCGCGAUAGCGGCGUGGCCGAUGUGGAGGUGUGUCCCUGUCCCUACGGCUCCCAGCCCGGCGGCGGCUCCCAGGCAGCCGGCGAGCAGGCAGCUGGGAACUCGGCCGACUCCACGCAGCAGCUGAAGCGCAGUGCGCUCAGCAACAGUCUCCUGGACAUGCACGAGCAAUUUGGCAACGAGAAGCCCCAGCGACGAGGCAGCGUCGGCUCCCUGGACAGCGGCAUGAGCAUCUCCUUCCAGUCGACCACCACGUCCAGCGCCUCGCGGGAGAAUGCGGCGGCCAUUGCAGCUGCCGCCAAUGCAGCGGCGGCUGCCAAGAUGCGUUUCAACAUGCCGCCAACGGCUGCGAUUGCCACGCCCAGCAAUGUGUAUGCAGCGCCCGGAAUGCAGGCGUACACGCAUGCCAACUUUGUGCAGCAGUCGCAGGCCGCCUACAUGAUGCAGCAGCAGCAAAUGCUUCAGCAACAGGCACAAAUGCAAGCCCAGGCGCAAGCCCAGGCCCAAGCGCAGGCUCAGGCGCAGGCGCUACAGCAGCAGGGAGGCGGAGGAGCAGGAGUAGGAGGAGGAGCCGUGGUCACGGGUCGAAUCCCUGGAAGGGAGAGGAAGGCCUCACGCUCCGAUGAGAACGCACGGUCGACGGAGGUCUAAGUCAUCUACCCAUCUACGUAUUGUACAUUUCCGUUGUUCAGCAAAGCGAUAAAUAUUAAAUCUAUAUAGCAUAUAGAGUCAAAUAUCUGUAUAAUCCGAAUCGAAACGAACCGAAAGCCAUUUUUUCUGCAACACCUAACAAACAAACAUACACACACACCACACACACAGCUUACGAGUAUAUAGUGAAUUUUGAAUGUUCCUUCGUUCUCUGCUAAUAUUAAUUGAUGUACAUAAAUUAAACAAUUGUCUGUUUCCCGCACUAUCUACUUGCUAAAAUAAGUUUCUAAAACUAAUUGUAUAUAUAUACAUUCAGCAUACACGCAUACACGUACGAUAUACAUAUACAUGUAGCCCCUACGAUCUACGAUAGCUAUUCUCAAUAUAUAUAUACAAACACACACACACAUAUAUAUAGAUAUAUAUAUAUAUAUGUAUAUAUACAAACAAAUUGUAUAACACUUGACUUCCUCCAAGAACUUGAAACACCAAUUUACCCAAGGCAACCUCUAAGCGAAAUGCCCCCCCCCCCCCCCCCCCACACACAUUUUUAUCUAAUCUUCUCUACCAAUUAAUUACAAAUGCGAUCUAUGAAUGUACGAUUACUAGUUCUAUUAGCACAUACUAACAUCCCGCCCCGUUGAGUGCGCGGCAUGAUAGUUUUUUUUUUUUUUUUUUCAUUCAAUAAAAAAAAA